AUGACCUUUGAUGUGCGGACGCUGCUGCGGCGGUCGUGGGUGCGGGUGCAGGAGCGGCGCGCCCCCCGCGGCGGCGCCCCGCGGGGCUCCAUGGCGGGGCGGUCUCGCAGCUUCUCCACGAUGCACACGACGCUGAUCGACCCCACGCCCCUCGGCGCCCUCAACCCCCACAACCCCUCCAUCGGCUCGCUGGCCUUCGGCGCGGCCACGGCGCCGCCGGGGACGUCGAGGGCCACUGCCAGGGCCUCGCGGGUCGAGCGGGAGCGUCGCGCCCCUGAUGGAGGCCCCGGCCGGCGGCGUUCGCUCGGACGCCUUCACCGCCUCCCAGACGUCGAUCCUGGCGGAGGACGCGAGGGUCAGGGCGGCGCCCGGCUCAGGGGAGAGGAACGGCAGGAACAACGGGUCGUGCGUCCAAGGCAGCCCCAGGGAGGGCGGGGCGAGGGCGCAGGGGGGCGGCGACCGGGGCGGCGCGCAGGGGACGCCCGCGAGCCCGUGGUGGUGUUCAGCAAAGACGCGCCAAGGUGGACUUCUGCGCCAACGGCCGCGUGA
This is a messenger RNA of Penaeus vannamei (Pacific white shrimp), 549 nucleotides long. The record is from RefSeq and is a predicted model, not a curated record. Lineage: Eukaryota; Metazoa; Arthropoda; Malacostraca; Decapoda; Penaeidae.